Malus domestica (apple) is the source of this 833-nucleotide messenger RNA. RefSeq names its product RNA polymerase II transcriptional coactivator KELP. Gene Ontology annotation, cellular component: nucleus; transcription regulator complex. The record is from RefSeq and is a predicted model, not a curated record. Gene Ontology annotation, molecular function: DNA binding; transcription coactivator activity. Gene Ontology annotation, biological process: positive regulation of transcription initiation by RNA polymerase II. Lineage: Eukaryota; Viridiplantae; Streptophyta; Magnoliopsida; Rosales; Rosaceae.
CCAAUUAAGCCAAAAAGAAGAAAACUCAUAGAUUUUUCUGCGCCACAACCGAAAAUAAAAUUAAAAAUGGAAGCCGAAACGGAGCAGAAAAUCGAGGAAACGGUGCGGAGAAUCCUGGAGGAAUCGGACAUGGACGAGAUGACGGAGUUCAAGAUUCGGAAGCAGGCGUCCCAAGAGCUGGAGCUCGACCUCUCCAAGCCCCCAUACAAGGCGUUCGUCAAGCAGGUCGUCCAGUCCUUCCUCGACGAGCAGAAUCAGAAGGAACAAGAAGCAGCGCAGAAGGACCAAAACCCAGAAGCCGAUGGUGCACAGGAACGGGAGUACGAUGAUAACGGCGAUCUCGUGAUUUGCAGGCUCUCGGCAAAGAGGAAGGUGACGCUUCAGGAAUUCAGGGGGAAGAAUUUGGUGUCGAUUAGGGAGUUUUACUUUAAAGAUGGGAAAGAGCUUCCUACUGCCAAAGGAAUAAGCUUGACAGAGGAGCAAUGGUCAGUCUUCAAGAAGAAUGUACCUGCUAUAGAGAAGGCCAUUAGUAAGAUGGAGUCAAGAAUCUAGUGAGAAUAUAGCAUCUGGAAAUUUCAAAAUCCUUUUUAAUCUAUAUUACGUUGUUUGUUGUGAUGAAAUGACUUGGCUUAGGCUUUGGGGCUUCAAAUUGGUCACUUGAUGUCAGAAUAUGUUGUUUAGAACUCAAAUACUGCUGUCAUGUUUCUAAUUAGCCCAUCAUGUUACGAAAACAACCUGUUGUGAUCUCUGUUAUCUACCGAAAGUUUGUAGUUUAUCUUUGAAACCCUAAGUAGAAUGUCCUAGCUGAUAUGAAGUGUGUUGUUCAAUUGUUA